GUCUGCAGCAUGUUAGAAAUGGCUCUAUUUGUUUGUUGUGUAACUACGUGGAGAAAUCUGGUUGUAUUUACUUCGAGUUAUAGUUUGUAAAAAGUGAAGUAGAACUUGUGUGUGCAAGUGAAUAAGUCAAUUCGACUAUGUCAAGUUUUAAACAGAUCACAGGCAGCAUCAUGCGAGUGGUGCGUGUCCGCUUCGCAGCCAUGAUCGGGAUCGCUUUCAUGCUCGUCCUCUCUCUGCACAUGCUCCUCUCCGCCUGGAGCAGGAGUCCGACCAUCGAAGAGAUCCAGAAGAGCGACGAGGGCACGGAACAGGCCUGCCGGCAUCCCGAUCUCGAACUCAUCAACCCCCUCAUCCUCAAACAUGUGGUGAAUCUUGGUGAACUGGAUUGUAAACGCGGAAUCAACUGGGUGGAGAUCCAUAAUCAAUCUAUAGUUAUUAACAAAGAUGCCGUCAGGCAGCAUGGUUUUAUUCAUUGUAAAGUUACAUAUUUCCAUCGGCGCGAUGAAUUUGCCGUUGAGACAGGUCAGACGGUUCUUUUGGCUUCGGAUGAAGGACAAAUUCCUUUGAAAGGUGAUUUCUUUCAUGUCAACUGCGAGGCUAAGAACAAAAAGAAGUGGAAAAAUCUAAUGUGUGGAGUCGUUCGAAACCAAACUGCUGUAGCCAGAGCUAAGUCUCUGAAACCACUAGAUGGUGCAAUGAAGUUGAAUGUACUUAUGUUCGGACUGGAUUCCAUGUCUAGGUUGCACUGGAUGCGAAAACUCCCCAAGACUACCAAGUACUUGGUGGAAAAUUUAAAAGCUUCUGUACUGAAAGGCUACAAUAUCGUAGGAGAUGGCACGCCUCAAGCACUUAUUCCCAUCCUUACUGGAUAUACGGAACAGGAACUACCAGAAACUCGGAAACGGAUGAACAAUGCCCAAUUUGUCAACGUCUACCCUUUUGCGUGGAAGAACUUCAGUGCUAGUGGUUAUGUGUCUGCCUAUGGAGAAGAUUCACCUUAUACUGGUACUUUCACCUAUAGGCUGAAAGGAUUUGACGAAAUACCUACCGAUCACUACAUGAGGUCCUUCUACUUGGAGUUGGAAAAGGAAUUUAAAAAUCAUCCAAAAUAUUGCCUGGCGAAUACGCCUCGUCAUGUGGUAAUGAUGAACUGGGUUCGAUAUUUUUACGAUUCUUAUCCAGAUGUUCUUAAAUUUGGAUUCGUGUUCCAUUCCGAGCUUAGUCACGAUGACUACAACCUGGUUGGAUAUGAGGACACGGAUAUUGAAAAAUUUCUGAAGAAUUUGUACACCAGUGGAAUUCUGAAUAAUACGCUUUUGAUUGUCAUGAGUGAUCAUGGGCACAGGUUUGCUAACAUCCGUGAAUCUCAACAAGGCAAGCAGGAGGAACGGUUGCCUUUCUUUUCUAUUGCUCUACCUCCCUGGUUUGAGGAAAAGUAUCCCGUUCAUGCACGGAACCUGCGUACUAAUGAGAACCGGCUGGUGACACCCUUCGAUAUUCACGCAACUUUCAUGACACUUCUGUACCCAGACGUCCCGGUCAAGGGAGAGAUGGGAAGUCGCAGCAUAAGCCUCUUCUCAGAAAUCCCACAGGAGAGAACAUGCAGCAUGGCGUCGAUUGAGCCACAUUGGUGUGCAUGCCUGUCGUGGGCUAAAGUAUCUCCUGAAGACCCUAUAGCCAAAGAUGUUGCUAAAGCUGUGAUAGACUUCAUCAAUGGACUCACAGAAUUUCAAAGAAAAAAUUGUGCACCUUUAGAAAUAAAAGAGCUUUCUAGAAUAGAAAAACUACAGCCCAAUAAAGCUCUCCUAAAAUUUAGGAAAAAUGCUGACAAAGAUGGCUUUGUUGGGGAAUUUUCAGACAACACACAACUGAGUGAAAUUAUUUAUCAAAUUCAAAUACGAACUUCCCCCAAUAAUGGAGUUUAUGAAGCUUCUUUGAAAUAUGAUGUGACAAAGAAAGAAUUCAGUGUCAAAGAACAUGAAAUAAGUCGUGUAAAUAUGUAUGGCAACCAAGAACAUUGUAUUCAUGAUACAUAUCCAAAUUUAAGGAAGUAUUGUUAUUGUAGAGAACAAUUAUGAAAAGAGUUUCCUUGCCAUUUUCCCCACCUACCAUUUUUUGUGAGAGAAAAAGUAUUAAUGAGUUGUUGAUGCUACUACUUAACUAAUGAAUCAAUUAUUUUGUUAUAUUUUAUUGUAUUAUUUUAUGCAUUUCAGAAUAUAAAAGGUUGUAUUUGAUCAUUCAACACUGAGUUGGUCCCAGGCUUAAGUGGCGUAGCCAAAGG
This is a messenger RNA of Uloborus diversus, 2281 nucleotides long. RefSeq lists its product as uncharacterized. The record is from RefSeq and is a predicted model, not a curated record. The coding region runs from base 138 to 2078 and encodes 646 amino acids. Lineage: Eukaryota; Metazoa; Arthropoda; Arachnida; Araneae; Uloboridae. The transcript has 6 exons.